UGGCGCUAGUGUACGGAAAGGUUACGGCCAGGACUCCUGGGGAGUUUCGCUGGCUCCAGACACCGGUCCAAGCAGGGAGUGGGCGGGUAAUGGGCGGCACUGCGGGCUGUUCUCACGGGCUGUGGUCUGUCCCCCUCAGCCGGUAGAGUGGGCGCUGCUGCCGGAGCUGUGGUCAGGGCGGCGAUGGCGGCUGCUGCGGAGCGCAGGGCCUUUGCUCAGAAGAUUAACAGGACGGUGGCAUCCGAGGUUCGGAAGCAGGUCUCCAGGGAGUAUGGGGGAUCUCCGCAGCUUUCCAAGAAACGAGGAGGGAGCCAGCAAUCUAUCCCGUUGACAGACGUAGUAGAGCCUCUGGACUAUGAGGGUUACAUUGUGAGCCACCCCCCGAAUUCAGAAUGUGAAGCACUGAGAGAUUUGUACGACUUCCCUCCCGAUGACAUUGAGAUCUUGUAUGAUCCAAGAGAAUGUCGCACUCUGGAACCGGCAGCGCCAGAGGAGGGAAAGCUGGAUGUCCGUGUCCGUGAUGCGUUAAAGGUUUAUACUCACGACUGGGUGAUUGUGCAGCGGAGGUGGCAGAAACUGAGCACAGCGUACACUCCUAUUACCGCUGAGCGGCAGAGACAGCGCCAGAGGGCUCUGGGCCGGCAGCAGUAUGAGCUGGAUGAAGCCGGAGAGGAGAGGGGAGCGCCGGAGGAGCAGGAGGAGAAGAAACGUGCGUCUACUUCAAUUGAAGAGACCCCUCGGGGAAGUUGGGCCUCUAGUAUAUUUGACCUGAAGAACUCUGCCCCAGAUCCCUUACUCCCGGGACUGCUUGAGAGAUCUACUGAAGAGACAGACCGAGUCAGUGCGGAUCAGCGUAAGGAGAACCGUCAUCCCCACAUUUUGGCCCUCUACCCUGCCCCCGAUGAGGAUGAGGCUGUGGAACGAUCCACUGUUCCGGAGGUGCCCAAGGAACACUUUGGUCAGAGGAUCUUGGUGAAAUGCAUAUCGCUGAAGUUUGAAAUAGAGAUUGAACCAAUAUUUUGUGUUAUGGCUCUUUAUGAUGCUAAAGAGAAGAAAAAGAUAUCAGAAGGCUUCCAUUUUGACCUGAACUCGGACUCUGUUAAAAACAUGCUGCGGGCACAAGGUGGACACCCAGCACCAUCCACGCUGGCAAGAUCUGCCAUCUUCUCCAUCACAUACCCAUCUCCUGACAUCUAUCUCGUCAUCAAGCUGGAGAAGGUCCUACAGCAAGGAGACAUCGGGGAGUGCUGUGAGCCCUACAUGGUCCUGAAGGAGAGUGACGGCAUCAAGAACAAGGAGAAGGUAGACAAACUGAGGGCCCAGGCGGAACAGUUCUGCUCGCGUCUAGGCCGUUACCGCAUGCCCUUUGCCUGGACAGCCAUUCAUCUGAUGAACAUUGUCAACAGCAUGGGGACAGCUGACCGGGACUCGGACUCUGACAGUGACAAGAAGGGCACAUGGAAUGAGAGGAAGAGGAAAGCCUUCGAGAGGUUGAGCGUCGGGGAUGAAGUGUGUGGUUUUAACUCAUUCCGGCCAGCGACUCUCACUGUCACGAACUUCUUCAAACAGGAAGGAGACCGCCUGAGCGAUGAAGAUCUCUACAAGUUCUUGGCUGAUAUGAAGAGACCGUCCUCUGUCCUCCGAAGACUUCGGCCGGUAACCGCUCAACUGAAAAUUGACGUCUCGCCGGCUCCUGAAGCCCCCCAGUUUUGUCUGUCUCCUGAGUUGCGUCAUGUAAAGCCGUACCCUGACCCGCGCGUACGUCCCACCAAAGAAAUCCUGGAGUUCCCCCCGCGGGACGUCUUUUCUCCUUACACAUCUUACAGGAACCUUCUGUAUGUGUAUCCACGGGGCCUUAACUUCAGCAGUCGCCAGGGGUCAAUGAGAAACAUAGCCGUGAAGAUUCAGUUCAUGGCCGGAGAGGACCCCAACCAAGCCUUGCCGGUGAUAUUCGGCAAAUCGAACUGCAGUGAGUUCUUCAGUGAGAGCUGCACAGCUGUCGUGUAUCAUAAUAAAUCUCCAGAGUUCUACGAAGAAUUUAAGAUGAAAAUUCCAGGAAAUAUGACUGAAAACCAUCACCUGCUCUUCACCUUCUACCACGUGAGCUGCCGGCAGAACCAGACAUCCGCCUUAGAGACUCCCGCAGGAUAUACGUGGAUCCCGUUGAUGCAACAUGGCAGGCUACGAACUGGCUGCUUCUCCCUGCCUGUGUCUGUGGAGAAACCUCCACCCAGCUACUCCGUACUAACUCCUGAAGUCCAGCUCCCGGGGAUGAAGUGGGUGGACAACCACAAACCUGUCUUCACAGUGGAUCUAGUGGCUGCUUCCUCAGUGCACACACAGGACCCCAACCUGGACAAAUUCUUUACCGUGGUGCAGGUGUUGGAGGAGCAGAGUUUCCCGUUCCGGCUGAAGGACGUCAUCAUAACAGAAAGUAAUGUGGAGUCAGAGCUGAAGAGCAGUAUGGGGAACCUUCGUCUUGCUGCGUUGGGACCUGCGGUGAGCUUCUGUCACCAGCUUCUGGACAAACUGAUACUGCUUAUCGUCCGGCCUCCGGUUAUUGGGGGACAGAUAGUCAACUUGGGCCGGGCAGCCUUUGAGGUAGUGGCUCUGCUGGUAAGCCAAAUCCAUCGCACCCUAGAGGGAUCUCAGGAUCAACACGGCAGGAACGGACUACUGGCAUCGUAUCUACACUAUGCCUUCCACCUACCCAGUGACAUGCCAGCCCAGCUGAACAGCUCUCUUGCCCAUCCUUCGGCCUCCACCACUGUCCACUCUGCUACACUUUCUCGGGCCACAGGACGACCAAGCAGUCUUAACUUGGCACGUUGCAGGAGUAUUAGUAACAGUAACCCUGAUCUGACCAGCUCUCCAGGCACCACCGAUGAUGAGGAGGUUCAGAAGAUCAUGGGAGGCAAGGGCAUCGAUCGCUCUCACUCUUGGGUGAACUCUGCUUAUUGUCCUGGGGGUCCAAAAUCUGUGCAACGCCGGACCCAGCCCAAUUCCAACACUGAGCUCCGACAGAACAAUGAGCGAAGUCCAAACCGCAUAUCCAGCUACAUGGAGGGCGACGUCUCCUCCGCCCAGCCUCGCCCCACCGCCAAAAAGCUAUUGCACGAGGAGCUGGCCUUGCAGUGGGUAGUUAGCGGCAGUCCUGUACGUGAAGCAGCUCUGAGCCAGGCCUGGUUCUUCUUCCAGCUGAUGACAAAGAGCAUGGCUCUGCACCUUCAUAACUCCGAGAGACUGGACGCUCCCCGUAAGCAGCGAUUCCCAGAGAGAUUCGUGGAUGACAUAUCUGCGCUUGUGUGCAACAUCUGCGCAGAGAUCACCAGCCGGUAUCUCAAGGACGCCGAUCUGGCCGAACGCCUCAACAGCAGUCUGGCCUUUUUCUUCAACGAUCUCUUGGCCCUGAUGGAUCGUGGUUUCAUUUUCAAUCUCAUCCGGUCGUACUACAAACAGAUCAACAGUAAAUUGCCGAAGGCGCAGAACCCCAACGUGCUGAUCUCGCUGCGCAUGGAUCUGCUGCGCAUUGUCUGCUCGCAUGAGCACUACAUCUCCUUAAACCUCCCCUGCAGCCGUCUGUCACCACCCAACUCUCCCUCACCUUCCAUCUCUUCCACCACCUCACAGAGCUCUGUUUUCUCCAGUCCAGCCCAGGACAAGACGGUCACUAAUAUGUUUGAGCUAUCGGUGCCAUUCAGACAGCAGCAUUUCCUCUCCGGCCUCAUCCUGACGGAGCUCGCCUUAAUACUGGAGCCCGAUGUUGAAGGUGUGUUUUUCCUCCAGAAGAAAGCGAUCAGCACUCUCCACAACCUCCUCUGCAGCCAUGACACCGACCCUCGCUACUCCGAGCCUGCCAUCAUGCAGAGCAUUUCCCGCCUCUAUCUUCCUCUGGUUGGCAUCGUUAUGGAAACUCUGCCCCAGCUGUACGACUUCACGGCAGAGCCACAUGUGCAGAGGAUCCGUCAUGCCUCCUCUAUGGCAGAUGAAGUGGACUCUGACGGGGGCACAAUCAGUCAAACAGUUGCCAUGGCAAUAGCGGGGUCUCCAUUGCCUACAAUGCAGAAGACCACAAGCUUCCCGAUCCCAUCAGCUCCUGUGCGUACAGGUAGUGUCCUCUCUGCAGAGUCCAGCCGCAAUCUACUGGUGUGUGCUCUAUGGGUACUGAAAAAUGCUGAGCAAGAUUGUCUGCAACGCUGGUUCUCCAGUCUGUCUAUAAUGCAGCUCUCACGGCUCCUGGAACUGCUGAGUCUGUGUGUGUCGUGCUUCCAAUACAAGGGGAUGAAGGCAUUUGAGCGUAUAAACAGCCUAACGUUUAAGAAAUCGCUUGAUAUGAAAGCUCGGCUAGAGGAGGCCAUACUUGGGACUAUUGGGGCGCGUCAGGACAUGGUGAAACGCAGUCGAGAGCGCAGCCCGUUUGGAAGCCAGGAGAAUGUACGAUGGAGGAAAAACGUUACGCAGUGGAGGCCGAACAGUGAGAAGACAGAAAAGACACAAGCAGAGCGAGAGCUUGAGGUCAUGGUGGACGGAAAUAUGGCCACUGAGGCCAAUCUAGUCGUGCUGGACACACUGGAGAUCAUUGUUGAGACAGUCAUGAUGUCGGAGAUGAAGGAAAGCAUCCUGGGAGGAGUCCUGAAAGUUCUGUUACACAGCAUGGGCUACAACCAGAGUGCCUUGUACCUGCAGCAUUGCUUUACCAGCCAGAGGGCGCUGGUGUGCAAGUUCCCGGAGAUGCUGUUUGAGGACGACACUGAACUGUGCUCUGAUCUGUGUCUCCGCCUCCUGCGUCAUUGCAGCAGCAGUAUCAGCAGUGUGCGCACGCAGGCCAGCGCUUCCCUCUACCUCCUCAUGAGACAGAACUUUGAGAUUGGAAACAAUUUCGCCCGUGUGAAGAUGCAGGUUACCAUGUCCCUGUCGUCAUUAGUGGGUACCUCUCUGAAGUUCAAUGAGGAAUACCUGCGGCGGUCCCUGAAGACCAUCCUCACCUAUUCUGAGGAGGAUCUGGAACUGAGGGACACCACUUUCCCUGAGCAAGUUCAGGAUUUGGUGUUUAACCUGCACAUGAUCCUUACAGACACUGUGAAAAUGAAGGAACACCAAGAAGAUCCUGAGAUGCUGAUGGACCUAAUGUAUCGGAUUGCCAAAGGAUACCAGAACUCCCCAGAUCUCCGCCUAACUUGGCUCCAGAACAUGGCUGCCAAACACAGCGAGCGCGGGAAUCACGCGGAGGCUGCGCACUGCCUGGUGCAUGGAGCCGCGCUGGUGUCGGAGUAUCUCAGCAUGCUGGAGGACGCCAGGCACCUGCCGGUGGGGUGCGUCAGCUUCCAGAGCAUAUCCUCCAAUGUGCUGGAAGAGUCAGCCGUGUCAGAUGAUGUUGUCUCUCCAGAUGAAGAAGGAAUCUGUACCGGGAAGUAUUUCACAGAAGCCGGGCUGGUGGGCCUGCUGGAACAGGCAUGUGCCAGCUUCUCUCUGGGUGGGUUGUUUGAAGCAGUGAAUGAGGUCUAUAAACUUCUCAUUCCCAUUUAUGAAGCAAAUCGGGACUACAAGAAGCUGGCUUCUGUUCACGGGAAGUUACAGGAGGCGUUCAACAAGAUCACCAACCAGAUCACAGGCUGGGAGAGGAUGUUUGGGACAUAUUUCCGAGUUGGAUUUUACGGUCCUAAAUUCGGGGACUUGGAUGAGCAAGAGUUUGUAUAUAAAGAGCCAUCCAUUACCAAACUGGCUGAGAUCUCGCACCGCCUGGAGGAGUUCUAUACUGACCAGUUCGGAGAAGGGACAGUUCAGGUUGUAAAGGAUUCAAAUCCUGUUGACAAAACCAAACUUGACCCAAACAAGGCCUACAUCCAGAUCACUUACGUGGAACCGUUUUUUGACACUUAUGAACUGAAGGAUCGCGUCACCUACUUUGAUAAGAACUACAACCUUCGGACUUUCCUCUUCUGUACUCCUUUCACCCUGGACGGCCGGGCACAUGGGGACCUUCAUGAGCAGUACAAACGCAAAACCGUCCUCACCACAUCGCAUGCCUUCCCCUACAUCAAGACUCGGGUCAAUGUAAUGCAUCGAGAAGAGGUGGUGCUAAUCCCGGUUGAGGUUGCCAUUGAAGAUAUGCAGAAGAAGACACAGGAACUGGCGUUUGCUACCCACCAGGAACCGGCUGAUGCCAAGAUGUUGCAGAUGGUUCUCCAAGGCUGUGUGGGAACAACUGUAAACCAGGGACCCCUGGAGGUGGCCCAAGUGUUUCUGGCUGAGAUUCCCGAUGAUCCCCGGCUAUACCGAUUCCACAACAAGCUGCGACUUUGCUUCAGGGAUUUCACCAAGAGGUGUGAAGAUGCCUUGAGGAAAAACAAGACUCUGAUUGGACCAGAUCAGCGGGAGUAUCAUCGUGAGCUGGAGAGGAAUUACCAGCGUCUUAGGGAAGCCCUCAGCCCUUUGACGUCUCGCAAGAUCUCACAGCUGUAUACGGAUCUGCUUCCUCACACAAGUGCCAGAGACUCUAUCACCCGAACCAGCCUACGCAGGAUUGAACCCUGAGAAGACCAGGAUGCCUUAUUGACCUGCAACCUCUUAGACAUGCCACUAGAGGGCACAUAAGAUAUAAUUACAAAUACAGACUUUGGUGACGACAGAACAGGAUUAUUUAAAUUCCAAAAUGUUUGAUGUUGUUAUUACCUAGAAUUUUGUAUGUGAACAGGGACUGUGCAUAACGAGGCAGGGUAAGGGCUUGGGUAGGACCUGGACGAGCAGCUUAGUGUGAGAUAUGUAAAAAUAGGACGGGUCAUGUGGAGGUACAGGGACCGAGGAGAUCUGCAAGACCUUAGAUGUAGGGGAUCAAUGAGGAUGAGCAGCUGUAGCUGCAAUGUGGAGGUAGAGGUAGGAUAAAGAGAGGGCUGAUAUGUGGAGGAAGAGGAGGGGAAGGGCUGUCAGGGCUGAUAUGUUGAGGAAAAGGAGGGGAAGGGCAGUCAGGGCUGAUAUGUAGGGGAAGGGCUGUCAGGGCUGAUAUGUUGAGGAAAAGGAGGGUAAGGACAGUCAGGGCUGAUAUGUAGAGUGAGAGGUAGGGGAAGAGCAGUCAGGGCUGAUACAUGGAGAAAUAAGAGGCGGAAGGCAGUAAGGACCGAUACGUAGAGUGAGAGGUAAGGGAAGGGUAGUCAGUGCGAGGAAGAGGUAGGGGAAGGUCAGUCAGGGCUGAUAUUUGGAGGAAGAUGUGGGGGAAUGGGCAGCCCUGACUCGUGGGUGAGAAGGACAGCAAAGCUAAUAAGUGGAGUGAUCGAUAAGGUAAGGGCAUGGUUAGAAUAAAAGGGAGAUUCUGGGUUUUAGAUACAGAGGUAUGAGGGAAUUCAUAAUGAAGAAGAGCUCAAUGCAUCACAAAGCUGUAAUGUGUAGGUGUCAGAUGUGGGUGGUCUUCUGUAUGCCGGCGGUCGGGCUCCCGGCGCU
Molecule: messenger RNA, 7434 nt
Organism: Pseudophryne corroboree (corroboree frog)
Lineage: Eukaryota; Metazoa; Chordata; Amphibia; Anura; Myobatrachidae
Gene: DOCK6
Product: dedicator of cytokinesis 6
Exons: 50
Coding region: 184-6534 (2116 amino acids)
Biological process (GO): positive regulation of GTPase activity; small GTPase-mediated signal transduction
Cellular component (GO): cytosol
Molecular function (GO): guanyl-nucleotide exchange factor activity
Source: RefSeq, a predicted model, not a curated record